Molecule: messenger RNA, 467 nt
Organism: Neltuma alba
Lineage: Eukaryota; Viridiplantae; Streptophyta; Magnoliopsida; Fabales; Fabaceae
Product: 40S ribosomal protein S28-1
Exons: 2
Coding region: 83-280 (65 amino acids)
Biological process (GO): maturation of SSU-rRNA; translation; ribosomal small subunit assembly
Cellular component (GO): ribosome; cytosolic small ribosomal subunit
Molecular function (GO): structural constituent of ribosome
Source: RefSeq, a predicted model, not a curated record
UAGUUUUGUAUCCGGGUGAGAUCAGUGUUGCGCCGCUCGCAUCUUUGUGCAUCUAGCCCCCUUCGCCUUUAGUUGGACCAGGAUGGAGUCUCAAGUGAAGCAUGCCGUGGUUGUUAAAGUUAUGGGUCGCACUGGUUCCAGAGGGCAGGUUACUCAGGUCAGAGUCAAGUUUUUGGAUGAUCACAACCGGUACAUCAUGAGGAAUGUGAAAGGACCAGUGAGAGAAGGAGACAUUCUCACCCUACUUGAAUCUGAAAGAGAAGCAAGGAGGUUGCGCUAGAGAGGGUUCUUACCUGUGGUGUUUUCGUGCUUUGGAUAUUACAAUGAAUGUUUUUUUUUUUUUUGUGGUAGUGGACACUGAUCAUUGUAGUUUCUGCUGUCGUAAUAUGUGUUUCCUAUGAUGACUGAAGUUUUGAUACCCUGUCUUUGAGCUUUAAUAUUGAAAUGAAACACUCAAGUUUUGCUUA